Molecule: messenger RNA, 3507 nt
Organism: Malassezia vespertilionis
Lineage: Eukaryota; Fungi; Basidiomycota; Malasseziomycetes; Malasseziales; Malasseziaceae
Gene: POL5
Product: DNA-directed DNA polymerase
Exons: 1
Coding region: 1-3507 (1168 amino acids)
Biological process (GO): regulation of DNA-templated transcription
Cellular component (GO): nucleolus
Molecular function (GO): rDNA binding; transcription factor binding
Source: RefSeq, a predicted model, not a curated record
AUGAGCAGUACCUUGGCGUUGUUCUGGGGCUUGACGGCUGUAGAGAAAAAGGCGCGGCUCGAGGCUUCGGACAAUCUUGUAAAUGCACUCGUGGCACAGCAGGAUACAUCUCUGCGUGCGCCCCGGAUAGAGCCCCCUGCCUUGUUGCACAUCGACGCGGAGGACGAAGAAGCACAAGCCGCAGAGGAACGACUCGAUCAAUACACUUCCGGCGAUGUAAGUUAUUCCAUUCGCCGUCUUGUGCGUGGCCUUGCAAGUCCGCGUGAGAAUGCGCGACUUGGGUUUGCCGUUGCGCUCAGCGAGCUUUUGCAGCGCCUGCCUGGCAUGCAUGCACACGAUGUGCUCAUCCUUUUGCUCAAACAUACCGUCGUGCGUGGGAAUAUGAGUGGGCAGGAAGCGCGCGACUUGCAUUUUGCGCGCCUGUUUGGUAUCUAUGCGCUGGUUCGCUCGGGCAUCUUGUAUGCGGACAAUGCAUCCCUCACCACGUUCCAGCGCUCCUUCCAAGUGCUGCUUGCCAUUGCCGCGUACAAAUCGUGGCUGAGUGAACCCAGCGGGUACGUGCUUGUACAGGCAUUGGAGCCGCUGGCAAAGGAUGCCAUGUCGCGCCCUUCCUGGGCCGACGAGGCGAUCCAUUGGAGCGCGGAUCGCAUCUGCACCAACAAGGACCUUUCUCCAGAGAAGCUUGCCCUGUUCAUCACCUUUCAGCGAAUCGACCCUGGACUUGCAAUGGAACCGCGGAUCGUUCCACCGCUCAAAUCUGAGCAUUUGCUCGCUGCGUCCAACUUGCCGGUGAUUGCGCGUGCGCUAAAGGAAGCAGCGCCGCUGCAGGUCGACGGCGACAAGGGAGCGCACGGGCCGGGAACGUGGACUACACACCUGCCGUUUGUAUGGAAUAUGCUGCUGGAUACCUACUUUUCCGUGCCAGAUGCGAGCCCUCCAAACACAGCGCCGUUUGCCGAUUUUUUUCGUAUCGUCGUCGACGAGACGCUGUUUGCAAACAGCGCAAGCCCGGAGCGCAAGUCGUGGGGCUUCCAGGUUUUGCACAAGGCAUUGGAACGCGCACCAGCUGACGUCCUUCCAUUUCUCUUUACACCAAACCUGAUGCGGACAUGGAUUAAUCAACUUACAGAAAAGAACCGUUUGCUGCACAGCAUGGCGCAAAAGACAGUGACGUACGUGAGCGAGGCGGUGAAGCGCAAUCCUACCGCAGGUCUUGCAUUGGUUACACAGCUGCUUGGCGAGCAUGGCCGCCAAAACUUUGACCGCGUCACACAUACCAAGACGAUCGAAUCGAUCCUUUCCUCUUUGGACGAGUCGGGCAUUCGUCGUUACCUAGCGUAUCUGCGUGGAGUUGCCUACGCUCCCGCGCCGGGAGACGACGAAAAGCUUGUCACUUCGCACCGGCAAUGGGUAUGCGAUCAGAUGCUGGCAUUGGUGCGUAGUAACCUCGUGCCGCGCAUGCAAAAGUGGGUGGAGGACGUGCUUUUGUUUUUCGCAGCAUUUGGCUACUUUGCAGUAGCCAAGACGCCAAAAGGGGGCUGGGACGAAAUCCUUACUGCGCCGGCUGCGCCGUUCAGCAAAGAGACGCGCACGCUUUGCCAGAUGCGUCUUCAAGCGUGCCUUGCCGAGCUCAAAGGUCCGAAUCAAGCGGAGCAGCCAUGGCUGCUCGCUGUCCAGGCCAUGCACGCGAAGAUGUGGAAAGACGACACGCACUUUAGUCCUACCGUCGACGAUGCAGUGAAGGCGCGGAUUGAAGGGGGCACCACUGUGCUGCGCUCCGUGGGAAAGGCUGCUGAGAAGACGAGUAAGGAGGACGUAAAGACGCGUAUGCAUGCAUUCACUGCACUGCUCGCGGCAGUGAUGCUUGUCACGUAUGAAGACGAUGCGGCGUCACCGGAUCUUGUUGCGCCACUUGUCGAUGCUGCAAAGAGCUUGUUCCCUGAGAAGAAGAGCAAGCGCGAGGCUCGUCAAGAAGAUUCUGCAGUCGAACUCCUCGUGGACAUUCUCGUUGACUUGCUCGAGAUCUCUUCUGCGUUCCUCCGUGCGGUAGUGAGCCGCACAUUUGCAGUGUUUAGCGCUUCGAUAUCGGCUGCGAGUUUGGACCAUUUGGUCGCUCAGCUGGGUGUGAAUGCUGAGGGUGCAGGGGAGGAAAUGGUGGAUGAGGGGUAUGAGGAGGUUGAGGAGGAUGAGAAUGAGGACGACGAUGAUGACGAUGACAAUGACGACGACGACAACGACGACGACAACGACAACGACAACGACGACGACAACGAUUCUCACGACGACGACACCCACAAUGACCAAGUCGAUCCUAUCCUCCGCUCCCGCAUUGAAGAGGCAUUCCGCGCGAGUGGCAUGGUCGAAAGCGAUGAAGACGAUGCGUUUGAUGACGACCAAAUGACACAACUCGACGACAAGCUCGCAGAAAUUUUUAAGCAACACAGCAACUCGCGACGCAAAGAAUCCGAAGUGAUCCAGCGCGACACCGCCUUGUUCCACAACAAAAUCCUUGAUCUGCUGGAAAUCUAUGCCAAAGAACAAAGUGCGUCGCCUCUGCUUGUGCGUUUGGCCGCACCGCUGUUUGCAUUAGCAAGAGGCCAUGGCGACACGACGCCACAAGUAGCUACUCGUGCAAGCCAAAUUUUGCGCUCGCGCGUGUGCCGCCCCAAGGAGCAAGUCCGCGGCGACAUCGACGCUCCUCACCUCUUAACCGAGCUUGAACAUACGCUUGCCUUUUUGCGUACAUCGCAGGACGCGCCACUCACUGAAUUGGGCGGCGCCGUAUGCCAGUUUUAUACCAAAGUGCUCUUGAGAAAUGACGAUGCACAAUUGCCCGAGAUCGUCAAGGCGUACGAUGCUACGCUGCGCGACUUUUUACAGCGCAAGGCUUCGCCCGUCCGCCCCGCCUUUCUUCUGGAUACGAUCCGUCGCUUCAGCGUGCUCGGCUGGGCGCUGCGGCAGCCUCUGCUGGACGGCAGCCGAUACAACUUUGCAGCACGCACCUAUCGCCAAGUGCAAGACGUGAAUAUGCUACUCGUCGUGCUGCAGCAGCAGUGUACGGCAGAGACGCGCCACGCCAGUGUUCCAAUCAUUCUUGCCUUUAUCGCCAAGGUACGCGACUCUAUUCUUGACACGAUCCGCGCCGCUGUCGAGCCUACAGAAGAGUCGAUGAACGCACAGCGUCUCAAGGAAGUGCUUCGCUUUGCGCUGCAGGCGGUACGCAUCACGGCGCGCAUCGUCAGUGGUGAGAAGGAUGCUACAGGCACAAUGACGUCGUGCUGGCCGCCCGCGGCGCUGCAAGACACACUUGCGCAGCUGCAACGCUCGCCACGCUUUUCCAGCUCAACCUCGCUCCAUGGCCUCUUGAAGGAAAUGCUUGCCGUCGUUCAGCGCACAGGUACCAGCGAAGCGUUGCAAAAAAACAAGAAACGCGCGCCGGCAACAGACGCUGCCCCGCACGACGACCGACCCAAAGCCGCCAAGCGCGCCAAGCCGCAGGGACCGUAG